GUAUAUUCUCUAGAAGUCCACUCCGGUGUAUAUUCUUUUUGAUGUGAAAUCACCGAAAUCCAGACGUUAUGGCUGCUGAUUCUGCUGUCACUAUAAUACCUAUUCUCCAGCAAAGAUGUGAUACUUUAAGAAGUAAGAUUGCAGAUUUCACCUUAGUCAAUCAAGCGUUACAGUUGAAAACCUACCAAUUGUUGAAUUUCAUUAAUCGUCAUGAAGAUUACUCCGGUUUAAUUACAAAAGAAUACGAUGAAGUCUCUAAUGAUAUCAAUAUUGUCCAAUCAGCUAUUGAUAAGUAUACGUGUGAAUUAGAAGAUUGGAAAGCUAAACUGGAUCAAUAUAUGAUGAUGGUGACAACAAUGAUGUUGAACAAUAAUAAUAAUAAUAGUGGAAACAAUACUACUAAUAUUACUAAUAGUAGUAACACUAAUGAAGAUAAUACAAAUCUUACAUCAUUACUAAACAAAGUCAUGCUGAAUGGUUCACUAUUAUCAUCAUCAUCUCAACCGUCUUCUUGUCUACAACUCCUCACCGGAACAUCACCAUCAUCAUUACUGACGAAUUCAAUGAUCCAAGUGGACAACAGUACUGGACAAGCCUCGUCAUCAACAACAAGGCCACCGAUCACCAAAUUACGCUUACGUGCAAAUCUACCGAAUAGUCAGUUUACACUAGUCGAGAUAAAAUCUGGUCAACAGAUUAAGCAUGCUUUAGAAAAGAAGUUAUCACAUCGUGGCUUGCACUUAGAACAGUUAAUUGUUUAUCGAGCACGUACAGGUCUACCCGUUUCAUGGGAAGAUGAUGCUGAACAAAUUGCACUGAUCGGUGAAGAAUUGAUAGUGGAUUUCGCAAGACGAAAUGUUAAACGAUUAGAGCAUCAUUUUCAAAGGAAGACAUUUUUUGAAAAAGCCUAUUGUAAUCUAUGCCAUAAAUCAAUAUUCCAUGGUGCUAUAUGUAAAACAUGUGGAUGUGCCUAUCAUAACCGAUGCCUUCCACGUGUUGAUAAGAAUUGUCUAUCCACCUUGGAUGAUGAUGUCUUCUUUGCCGGUGAUCAACAAAGCAGUCGAAAUUCUUCUAUUCAUGGAUCGAAUUGGUUAAUGCCUACAAGUGCUACAACACCUGGUUAUAAUAAUAAUAAUCAUAAUCAUAAUAAUAAUAACAGUCCACGUUUUCAUCAUUUUAAUCCUGAUGAUAUAACAACUGUACGUGUAUUAACUAGUUCAACUGGUGGUGGCGUUAGCGGAAUCGGUGGUAUGGAUACCGGGCAAUACUUUCCAGCAUCAUCAUUAACUGCAUCAUCCACUGGUGGUGGUGGUGGUGGCGGUGGUGGGCAUUUCCCUCGUCAAUGUUUAACUCUCACCUGUAGAGAACGUUCCUCGUCUACACCGAAUGUAUCAAAUAAUCUAAUUCCACCGAAUCAACAACAACAACAACAACAAAGAAAUAUGUUUACGCCUAGUUCACUUGGAAAGCGAGAAGCGAACAAGAUUAUUCAAGGAUCCCCGUUGCAUAUCGUAUAUCCGGUUGCAAGUAAUCAUAACAAUUGUACAACUGGUCUGCCAGAUAGUCCAUCAGUUGUUAGUGAUGGUUAUUUUAUGUCAAAUCUAGGAUUAUCACAUAAUCAAAGAUCUGGGAGUGAUCCAAAGCAGUCUGUGAAAGCGAGAAACAGACGUAGUUCAAAUGAUGAAUGGGAAAUCAAUGGACAAGAGAUAACUAAAGGUCCACGUAUUGGUUCAGGAUCCUUUGGAACUGUAUUCAAAGGCUAUUGGCACGGGAAUGUGGCUAUCAAAGAAUUGAAUGUUGUCGAUCCUACACCGCAACAGCUAAAAGCUUUCAAAAAUGAAGUCAGUGUAUUAAGAAAAACUCGUCAUGAAAAUAUUCUCUUAUUUAUGGGUUGUGUAUCAAAACCAUGCUUAGCUAUUAUAACACAAUGGUGUGAAGGUUCCAGUCUGUAUAAACACUUGCAUGUCUUAGAGCAUCGUUUCGAUAUCUCAGAAUUAGUGGAUAUUGCUAGACAAACAUCACAAGGAAUGGAUUAUUUACACGCUAAGAAUAUAAUCCAUCGUGAUUUAAAGUCGAGUAAUAUUUUCUUACAUGAUCGUACUGUGAAAAUCGGUGAUUUCGGUUUGGCUACAGUGAAAAGUCGUUGGUGGAAUACUGGCUUUCAACAGCCUACUGGAUCCAUAUUUUGGAUGGCUCCUGAAGUUAUACGUAUGGAGGGUGAAACACCGUAUACAAAUCUUUCUGAUGUUUAUGCCUUCGGUGUAGUUCUCUACGAAUUGAUCACAGGUCAACUACCCUAUUCACAUUAUAAUAAUCGUGAUCAAAUUCUAUUUCUUGUCGGUCGUGGUCUACUGAAACCAGAUACAAGUGCUUGUCGAGCGGAUAUUCCACAUCAACUUCAACACUUAUCUAUGAGUUGUUGUAGUUUUGAACGCGAAAAGAGACCGCCAUUUUCACAGAUCUAUCCAUGCUUAGAUUCAUUGUAUCGAUCUUUACCAAAACUGCACAAGUGUUCCUCUGAGCCAAAUGUCAAUGGUGCUGUUCGUAUAGCUGCUGCUAAUGCUGCCGCCAGUGCAGUAGCUCCAGGUGCAACUGGUACUUCCGGUGGUAGCGGUGCUGUUGGCGGUGCCGGUGGCGAUGUCAUCAUCACAUGCGCUGACCGUGCUGACGAAAAUGACGAAGGUGUUGAGAUGACGGCGGCGACGAAGACCACGCUGUCGACAUCUAUUACACCAAUGAAAUCAGCGUCGGAUUGUUGUUAUGUCGGCUUGUCAUCACCAAGGACACCAUACAAUGCUACAGCAACGUUCACAGAAGAUUUCUUUUUUGCUGUGAACACCACCACUACGACCACCACCCCUAUCACUAAUAAUAAUACAAAGCUGAUUUCAACACCAGUUUCUGUUAGUACAAAUUCCAGUGGAACUAAUGACAUUCCAUCAUCAUCAUCACAUGACAAUCAUGCUAACGAUGUUGUUGUUACUGUUGCUCGCAGUGAUGCUGUUAAUGAUGGGGAACAGGACAACACCGAUCGGGUUAUCCCAGCCACUGAUACUGCUACUGUUCCGAGUAAUGGUGAGACUACGAUACCGAUUACUCCAACUGUAACUACAACGCCAUCUCCAUCACCACCGCCAGCAGCCAAUGUGAACAAACGUACCAUUGUGAUUAUCAAUGAAACCGUGUGAAAUCUGAUCCACAAUCAUCAUCAUCAUCAGUUUCAGCCCUUUGAAUUCUGUGAUCCGAUUGAAUUUUCUUCUUUCAUUCCUUAUGCCGACGACUGUCAUCGUUUUUGUGUGUGCUUUUUGUACAGUUCUUCAGAGAAUGCUAAUAGUAAUAAUAAUAAUGAUUUGUCGAAUUUUAGGCCGUGACAAGUGAAUCUUUUUAAUGCUCUCUAGGGUUCAUGAUUGUUAUUAUUAUUAUUGUUAGUGUGUGUUUGUGUGUGUGUGUCGGUGUAUGCGGUCAUGCUUACAUAAUAUGACUUUAUCUCUUGUGAUUUGACUUCUAGUAAUACUGAUUUAUUGAUUUUCUGCUUUCUUUUCUCUAUUGUGAGCAAUAAUCAUCUUCACCAUUGUCGUUGUUGUCCUUGUUAUUUGUGUUUUUCUGUAUGAGUCAGUAUACUACGUGUUGUGAUGUACACACACAAUUGAGAAGUCAGUAAAGAGAUGUCUUUCUUUCUAUUCUUUUUUCGUGUGUGUUUGUGUGUGUGUGAGUGUGCUUCUAACUCAAACUUUGAUCUAGGCACCAUAGUUGGUUAGUAGUA
Molecule: messenger RNA, 3763 nt
Organism: Trichobilharzia szidati
Lineage: Eukaryota; Metazoa; Platyhelminthes; Trematoda; Strigeidida; Schistosomatidae
Source: the annotation of a GenBank genome assembly